UGUCGGGAAGUUGCAGGGAGGAGAAAGAGGGGAGUGAGUUUGGUUAUCCCUGCUCGGCUACGACAAAGGGAACGACACGAAUAGAACUGCGAUGUCCUAUCUCUCCGUCUAUCUCACUUCGUCUCUUCCGCCCCAACUCAACUUCUCGUCCGCCGCUCGCCGGCAAUCCUCUUCUCGUCUCUCCUCGCGCCACCGGUAUAUAUAGCUACUUCCCCUCGUCGGCAUCGCUGGAGAUAGCGAGUGUUGGAGAGGAAAUCAUGGAAGAGAGACGCACCGAAGUGAUGCAGCGGUUUCAUUCCUCCUCCGCCGCCACCGCCACCGCCACCGCCACUGCUGCUGCCGCAAGUUCUCCUCCUUCGUAUUCACCUUCGUUCAUUCCGAGGCCUCCGGGCCCUUUGGAUCUCCCCAAUUUCGGCCCGCCUUUCCGCCAGUUCACUCCCGACUCAGUCGCAGCCAAACGACCGGGCAUUCCUCCGAUCCCUCCCUCUCCGACUUCCUCCUCAACGGCGGCGUUUCCGUUUCACUCACGAUCUCUUUCUCAACCCCUCGCCUUUGACUCCUUGCCCCACCUCUCCCCCUCUCCUGCUCCUCCGCCACCUUUGCUUGUUGACCCUAUGAUGAUCGAUGACCGGAAGCCUUCCUCUCGUACACCGACAUCCCGCGAUGGCCUACCCCCUCGCCGCUCGCACCGGCGCUCCCACAGCGACGUCCCCUACGGCCUCCCCCUACCGUCGCCUCCGGCACCGCGGCCCAUGUCCUCCUCGAAGCAAGUGGAGAGCAGCGACGCGGAGGACGAUUUGAUAUUCGCGUACAUGGACAACCUGGACACGUUAAACUCCUCGGGUACGGAGGACAGGCAAGAGGAUCUGGUGGAGUGCAGCAGGCUCAGCGGCACGAGAACCAGCGGCGCAGACAGCAGCGAGAACGAGGCGGAGAGUAGCGUCAAUGAGAGCGGAGGCGAUGGCCGUCGCGGUAGAGUGAGGAAGGAAGGGAACAAGAGAAGCGCGGCAGCGGAUCUGACGCCAACGAACUCACGGCAUCGCAGGAGCAUUUCCGUGGAUAGUUUCAUGGGAAAGCUGCAUUUUGGCGACGACACGCCCAAGUUUCCACCUUCACCUGGAAAUCAAAUUGGACAGCUUUCGCGUAGUGGCUCAAUGGACGAGACAAUGAAUACGUUCAGCUUAGAGUUAGGCAAUGACGAGUUCAACGCUGCUGAAGUGAAGAAAAUCAUGGCAGAUGAAAAGCUUGCAGAAAUGGCAUUAGCUGAUCCUAAAAAAGUGAAGCGGAUUCUGGCCAACCGUCUUUCAGCUGCACGUUCUAAGGAGCGAAAAAUGCGAUACAUGUCUGAAUUGGAACACAAGGUGCAGAUCUUGCAAACUGAGGCUACUACGUUAUCAGCACAAUUGACCAUGUUACAGAGGGACUCAGCUGGACUUACAAAUCAAAACAAUGAGUUGAAAUUCCGUCUUCAAGCCAUGGAGCAGCAAGCACAUCUGAAAGAUGCCCUCAACGAGCAACUGAGUGCCGAAGUCCAACGUCUGAAACUUGCAACUGGAGAGAUCAGCGAGGCUCAGCUCUCAAAGAACAUGAAUCAGCAAAUGCAACUGAGUCCUCAAAUGUUCCAGUUGCAUCAAUUACAAUCGCAACAGCACUCGCAGCAGAAACAGCAAAUUGCACAGGCGCCUCUUUGCCAACAGCCGCAGCCGCAACAGCAACGAGCUCAAAACAACGGCCCCACUAAGUUAGAAUCAAGCAGAUGCUAAAGGUGCCCUGUCUUGAGAUAUAUUAAGAUAGUAUCUCGUUACCUGAUACAUAUUUAGCGACUUUGGAACGGUUUGACUACAAUUUUUAUGUAUUCUUUUAAACAUUAUAGCUUAAUCGUGAGUCCAUGGAUUGUGCCUAUUAAUAACAGAUUGUUUUGUACAUGAUAUGUUAUGCCUCUUGGACAAAGCUACUUAUGAGAAAGGAUUAUUGGUUAUGGAUUAA
Molecule: messenger RNA, 1986 nt
Organism: Zingiber officinale
Lineage: Eukaryota; Viridiplantae; Streptophyta; Magnoliopsida; Zingiberales; Zingiberaceae
Product: bZIP transcription factor 29-like
Exons: 4
Coding region: 258-1763 (501 amino acids)
Biological process (GO): regulation of DNA-templated transcription
Cellular component (GO): nucleus
Molecular function (GO): DNA-binding transcription factor activity
Source: RefSeq, a predicted model, not a curated record